GGUGUGAGGUUGGCACCACACACUGGACCCAGUGCAAUGAGACUCCCGUGAAGUUUGCUCGUUUUCCCGUCACUGGUCUGAUUGAAGGCCGUUCCUACAUUUUCCGAGUCCGAGCUGUCAACAAAGCUGGCGUCAGCCUACCGUCCCGGGUGUCAGAGCCCGUGGCUGCUCUGGAUCCUGCAGACAGAGCCAGGCUUAGAAGUCAUCCUUCUGCUCCCUGGACUGGACAGAUUAUUGUCACUGAGGAAGAACCUGCAGAGGGUGUUGUUCCUGGUCCACCUACAGACCUCCAAGUUAUUGAAGCCACCAAGAACUAUGUUGUGCUUAGCUGGAAACCUCCUGGACAGCGGGGCCACGAGGGUAUCAUGUACUUUGUGGAAAAGUGCAUUGCCGGCACAGAGGACUGGCAAAGGGUGAACACCGAGAUCCCUGUGAAGUCUCCUCGCUUUGCAGUUUUUGAUUUGGCUGAAGGCAAAUCCUACUGCUUCCGAGUUCGCUGUUGCAAUUCAGCUGGAAUCGGUGAACCUUCAGAAGCAACUGAAGCCACUGUAGUGGAUGACAAACUCGAUAUUCCCAAAGCUCCUGGCCGUAUUAUGCCAACUAGGAAUACAGAUACCUCAGUUGUUGUCACUUGGACAGAGCCCCCAGAUGCCAAGGAGCUGGUUGGGUACUACAUUGAGUCAAGUGUAGUUGGAUCUGGUCGUUGGGAACCAUGCAACAACAAUCCAGUGAAAGGCACAAGAUUCAUUUGCCAUGGGCUCAUCAAUGGUGAGAAGUACAUUUUCAGAGUCAGAGCUGUUAAUGCAGCAGGACUCAGUGAAUUUUCACAGGAUUCGGAGCCUAUAGAAGUGCAAGCAGCCAUUGGGGGAGGAUUGCUUCAUGCUGCUCCAUCUCCACCUUAUGACAUCAUGGUACUUGAGAGUGUUCGUGACUCGAUGGUAUUAGGAUGGAAACAACCUAAGGUCACUGGUGGGACUGAAAUUACUGGCUACUAUGUGAACUACCGUGAAGUGGUUGAUGGAGUUCCUGGGAAAUGGAUGGAGGCCAACAUUAAGGCCAUUAGCGAGAGGGCAUACAGGAUUCAAAACCUGAAGGAAAACAUGGUGUACCAGUUCCAGGUGGCUGCUGCUAACCUGGCUGGGGUUGGGACACCCUCCCUACCCAGCCAGCCCUUCAAAUGUGAAGAAUGGACCAUUGCUGUACCUGGGCCACCCCAUGAUGUCACAUGCACAGAAGUUAGGAAGGACUCUUUGGUUUUACUGUGGAAGGAACCAGUUUAUACUGGUCGCAGUCCCAUAGCUGGUUAUUAUGUUGAUAUGAAGGAAACUGAAGCAAAGGAGGAACACUGGAGAAGUGUCAAUGAGAAGCCACUUCAAAAGAAAUUCUUGAAGAUAGGUGGCCUGAAACAAGGUGUGAGCUAUGUGUUUCGCGUGCGGGCAACAAACCAGGCUGGUGUUGGGAAACCAUCAGAUGUCACGGAUCCUGUCGUAGCUGAAACACGACCAGGAACCAAAGAAGUGGUGGUUGAUGUAGACGACAAUGGAGUCAUUUCCUUGAACUUUGAAUGUGAUCAGAUGUCUCCAAACUCUAAGUUUGUUUGGUCCAAGGAUUACGAACCAAUUGAGGAUGACUCUCGGCUGAGCAUCGAUACCAAAGGUGGAAAGUCAAAAGCUACCUUUAAGGAUCUUGGAGAAGAUGAUUUGGGAGUUUACUCUUGUGUUGUUACAGACACUGAUGGAGUUUCAUCAAGCUACACAAUUGAUGAGGAAGAAAUGAAACGCCUGCUUGCUCUGAGCCACGAACGCAAAUUCCCAACUGUCCCACUUGUCUCUGAGUUGGCAGUGGAAAUUUUGGAAAAAGGAGAAGUGAGAUUCUGGUUGCAAGCAGAAAAACUGUCUGGCAAUGCAAAGGCCAACUUUGUAUUUAAUGAUAAGGAGAUUUUCAACGGAGAGAAAUAUAAAAUGAAGGUGGACCAGAAGACCGGCCUUGUUGAAAUGAUUAUGGAUAAACUUGAGGACAAGGAUGAAGGGACUUACACUUUCCAACUGCAGGAUGGAAAAGCAACCAAUCAAUCCAGCCUUGUCCUCAUUGGUGAUGUAUUCAAGAAGCUGCAGGAUGAAGCAGAUUUCCAGAGAAAAGAGUGGCACAGGAAACAAGGUCCUCAUUUUGUGGAUAAACUGGGAUGGGAAGUUACCGAUGACUGUAACGUGAUGUUGAAAUGUAAGGUGGCUAAUAUUAAGAAGGAAACACACAUUGUGUGGUACAAAGAUGACAGGGAGAUAAUGGUAGAUGAAGAACAUGACUUUAAAGAUGGCGUGUGCACUCUGCUGAUAUCAGAGUUUUCUAAGAAAGAUGCAGGCACGUACGAAGUCAUACUGAAGGACGACAGAGGGAAGGACUCCAGUGAGCUGAAGCUGAAAGACACAGCUUUUGCAGAUCUGAUGAAUGAAGUAUGCAGAAGGAUUGCUUUAUCUGCGACAGACCUGAAAAUCCAGAGCACAGCUGAGGGUAUCAGACUGUACUCCUAUGUUACUUAUUAUGUGGAAGAUCUGAGAGUAGGCUGGGUGCACAACGAUACCCAGAUUAGGUUUACAGACCGAGUGAAGACUGGUAUCACUGGGGAGCAGAUCUGGUUGCAGAUCAAUGAGCCGACUCCACAGGACAAAGGCAAAUACACAAUGGAACUCUUUGAUGGAAAAACAGGACACAAAAAGACAGUGGAUCUUUCUGGACAAGCAUUUGAUCAAGCCUUUGCUGAGUUCCAGAGAUUAAAGCAAGCUGCGAUUGCAGAGAAAAAUCGUGCACGGGUUCUUGGAGGUUUGCCCGAUGUUGUCACCAUCCAGGAGGGCAAGGCACUUAACCUUUCUUGCACUGUCUGGGGAGAUCCUGCCCCAGAGGUCUCAUGGCUGAAGAACGAAAAACCAUUUGUAUCAGAUGCUAACUGCACCCUGAAAUUUGAAUCUGGAAAAAAUGUCAGCUUUACCAUUUCUACUGUGUCCACACUCGACUCUGGAAAAUACAGCAUUGUGGUGAAGAACAAGUACGGCACGGAGACCAGCGAUGUCACUGUAAGUGUGUUCAUACCUGAGGAAGAGAGACAGUCCGAUCAAGAGAAAAAGAAAGAAGAUAAGAAAACGAAAGCGUGAAUUUAAGACUAGAAAACAGAAGUAUGGGGGAGAUUUUGGAUGACAGGCUGACAUAAUCUGUGUGUGUAAACGGCUUUCUGCUGUAGCAGGCAGCCUUGGAUUUUUCCAUUCACUUCACUUUGGCUUCUAAUAGACUUAAUUGUGCCAGGGAAAACAGGGCCUUGCCUAAAUAUUUUCUUACUGCUAACUUCACAGAACCUAGCUGUAGCAUCUUCAGCCAGGCCAAAUGCAUGCUAGCUGUAAACACAGGUCCGCCGUUUGACACUCUUCCUGGAGCGUUUGACCCUCAACAAAAAUGGAAAGGGUAAAGAAUCGUUUCAGUGGAAGCAACUGAUGAGGUAGAUGGAAAGAUAAAAAAUGAUUGAGGCGUUUUUGAGCAGCAGUUUAGAUUUGUUCCAACUUUGGUAAAGUAGCAUAGAUGGAAUGUGUUAGAGAAUUAAAUCAUGGAGAAAUUAGUGCUGGUUUUUGUCUACAUUAAGGCCCCUUUGUAUUGCUGUGUUAACUUAGAGAGGCCUUAAUAUGGGUGUCAUUUGCAUCCAUAAACAUUGUUUAAUCUGCCCAAUUGGGGUAAAAGUACUGUAACAUAAAUGAAAAUCAGGCUUAGGAGGCCAGAAUACUAAUGCGUGUGUGUGUCUCCAAAAAUGUAUGAACUCUCCUCUGUGUUCACAAAUAAACUGAAAUCACUUCUUUCCUUC
Messenger RNA from Cariama cristata (Red-legged seriema), 3841 nucleotides. It is a transcript of the gene MYOM1, whose product is annotated as myomesin 1. The transcript is spliced from 27 exons. Gene Ontology annotation, molecular function: protein binding. Lineage: Eukaryota; Metazoa; Chordata; Aves; Cariamiformes; Cariamidae. The coding region runs from base 366 to 3146 and encodes 926 amino acids. The record is from RefSeq and is a predicted model, not a curated record.